Molecule: messenger RNA, 486 nt
Organism: Guillardia theta CCMP2712
Lineage: Eukaryota; Cryptophyceae; Pyrenomonadales; Geminigeraceae
Exons: 1
Biological process (GO): mitotic cell cycle phase transition; regulation of cyclin-dependent protein serine/threonine kinase activity
Cellular component (GO): cyclin-dependent protein kinase holoenzyme complex; nucleus; cytoplasm
Molecular function (GO): cyclin-dependent protein serine/threonine kinase regulator activity
Source: RefSeq, a predicted model, not a curated record
AGGAAAAUCCUUGUAGAUUGGUUAGUUGAUGUGCAAGGCGAAUUCAAGCUCACAACCGAAACUCUUCAGACUGCGAUUUUGCUUGUAGAUAGGAACCUGACGGCUCGACAUGAUAUCCAUUACAGUCAAAUACAAUUGGUGGGGAUCACUUGCCUGUUCAUCGCCUGCAAGCUGUGCGAGAUUAUGCACCCAACUCUCAUGGAUCUUGCAUGGAUCUGCGAUGGCUGUUACCAAGUAUCGGAUAUACAGAAACAGGAAAUUGCUAUUCUUCAGUUCACCGAGUUCGAACUUCGGGCUGUGACACCGAUCUCUUAUAUCAACGCCUUGUGCAUGUCUUUGGAACUGGACCACCAAACCAAAUGCAUGGCACAGUACGCCGCUUCACUUUUUCUCAUGGAAGGUCAAUCGGUUGGGAUGACACCAGGAGAGAUCGCUGGAGCUGCUAUCACAUUUGCGCUUCACAACCUGAAUAAGAGCACAAUCCCU